Coffea eugenioides is the source of this 884-nucleotide messenger RNA. RefSeq names its product dynamin-related protein 3A-like. The coding region runs from base 52 to 480 and encodes 142 amino acids. Gene Ontology annotation, cellular component: membrane; microtubule; cytoplasm. Gene Ontology annotation, molecular function: GTP binding; GTPase activity; microtubule binding. The transcript is spliced from 5 exons. The record is from RefSeq and is a predicted model, not a curated record. Lineage: Eukaryota; Viridiplantae; Streptophyta; Magnoliopsida; Gentianales; Rubiaceae.
AGCCGCUUAACCUCAGGAGAAACUUCAUCCAGUAGAGAGCCUGGGAAAACUAUGCAUGAUAUUAAUCAAGCACCUUCCAUUAUUCACCUUACCGAGCCACCAUCCUUAUUAAGGCCGCUGGAAAGAGGAACAGAGUACCAAACUGAGAUUAUAGUUAUGAAAUUGCUUCUUCAGUCAUACUAUGACAUUGUUCGGAAGAAUGUUCAGGACUUGGUGCCAAAGGCUAUAAUGCAUUUUCUGGUCAACGAUAUUAGAAGGGAUCUUCUUGGCAUAUUCAUAAAGAAAUUGUACAGAGAAAGCCUUUUUGAAGAGUUGUUAUGGGAACAUGAUGAUGAUGUCUUGAAAAGAAAACAGACUGGUGAAAUGUUUCUUAUUCUGCAACAAGCUAUUCAGACGCUUGACAAGGUUGUCGCUGAUGUUUCUUCUACAACGCCAAGCAGUGAUACUAAUGACGCCUCAAUUUUGCCAAGGUUCCAUUGACCUUUCUUCUGAUUAUUUCUUCUGAUUGUCUAGCUUGGCGAUUCAAUGCUGAACCAGCUGAUAUCAAACUCAAGACACUAGAUUCUUUCUUGAAGACAAUAGGCGAUCAUGCAGCUUAAUUCCAUCAUUAUGAGCAGGUGGAGAUUGAUAAAGGGGUAUAGAGCAACAUAAAGUUAUAUAGUGUUAGUAUAGGUUAGCUAGAUGAAAGUUUUGACAGGCAUAUAUAGUAGGUGGGUCGGAUAAUGAUGUUUAUUUAAGGCACAGCUAGUAUAGGAGUUGGAAACGUGGUAUGUUGUUUAUGUAUAUGUUAUAUGCAGUUCUGGUGUAAGUUGAAACAUGACAAGAAAAAAGAACAAAAUCAACGUUAUAGAAUGAUGGAUAUGACUUCUCUUUCGAUUUUCAAA